Messenger RNA from Plasmopara halstedii, 2340 nucleotides. Its product is annotated as camk cdpk protein kinase. Gene Ontology annotation, cellular component: nucleus; cytoplasm. Gene Ontology annotation, molecular function: ATP binding; calcium ion binding; calcium-dependent protein serine/threonine kinase activity. Gene Ontology annotation, biological process: protein autophosphorylation; intracellular signal transduction; peptidyl-serine phosphorylation. The record is from RefSeq and is a predicted model, not a curated record. The transcript has 11 exons. NCBI's taxonomy places the organism in Eukaryota, Oomycota, Peronosporomycetes, Peronosporales, Peronosporaceae. The coding region runs from base 1 to 2340 and encodes 779 amino acids.
AUGGUAACCACAGUAUCCAACUCUCGAUCUCUGGCUAAGCGUGCAUCACGAGAGACAACAAGUGCGUCUUCUAUCGUCACAACAAAGUCAACGACAUCCGGUGUUCGUAAAUCUCGCAACAUUGGACCAUUGAAAGGAGUUGUUGCCAUGGUGGACGUACGUGUGGGUAUUGACGCAGAGAUUGACUGCAGUGAUAUCGUAUCCCAAAAGUUGCGUGAAUUGGGAGUCUCCACUGUGAAACGUCUCACGCCAAAACUUACGCACAUUGUGCUGAGCCAUUUCACUCCGACGUGGAAGAACAAGAUCGCCAAGUGGCAGGCGAGUGGAGUUAAUGUGGCGGCAUUCGCGGCACGGUAUAGCUUGAAAAUUGUUUCACAGCUUUGGGUCAAUGCCUGCUAUGUGAGCAAGACGCAUAUGGACGAGCGUCCAUUCUUCCCUGUGGGCAGAAAAAUCUCUUUCGAAAGCAGCCCAAGCACAGGAAAUCAAAAAGGUUUGAAAGGUGUGAUAAGAAAGAAAGCUGGGACCACGCCAGUUUAUGAUUUCAAGAAUUGUAAGGUGGCGAAUGGAAAUAAAAGGAAACGAGCAGUAUCCAUGGAGCCUAUGAAUUCAAAUGUUAUGAUGGAAAAGCUCGAUAUUACGAUUAAAGUGGCGAAACUGGAUAAACAUAAGGGUGUCAGCUUGUCGGCCAAGCGGAGGAAGACGCUUAAUGGGCCGUUGACACAACAGGAUGAAGAUGAAGUGACAGUGUCGCAGGCGAGUGGAUCAAAAUUUGAGAGCAAGUCAGAUCAUGAAGACAAAGGCAAAAUGAAGAUGAAUGAAAAUUCACGUGUUGACGUGGAGCUGGUUUCAAGCUUUUUCAAUAGAAAGAGAGUGGUAACAGAGAAGACCAAUCUCUGCAUGCAUCAUAAAACUCCAGUGGGCGAUGUCUACCGCAGUCUAGGCGAGUUGGGUAGAGGGGCUUUCGGAGUUGUCGAAAAAGUGGAGCAUCUUAAGACACAGAGACAAUACGCGUUGAAAACGGUGCAUUUUGAGUCUGGAAGCAAGCGCCACGAAUUUGAAAACGAAAUGAGAAUUCUUCGCGUCUUGCAUCAUCCAAACAUUGUGCGCAUGCUUGAGACUUUUGAAGAUGAACAUCAUUUCUAUAUUAUUAUGGAGCUUUGUUCAGGGGGAACACUGCUUGACCAAGUGAAGGCUCGUAAUAAGGAGCUUUGUGAAGAGAAAGCCAAAGAUAUCAUUCGAAGCCUUGCAUCAGUCAUUCAAUACUUGCACUCGCGUAACAUUUGCCACCGCGACUUAAAGCUUGAAAAUAUUCUCGUCGAAAACUUAGAACAGGGUGGUCACAUCAAGCUUUGCGACUUUGGCGCAAGUACCCUGUUUAAAUCUGGUGCAAGCAUGCGAGAGGUUCUUGGCUCCGUUGUCUACAUGGCUCCUGAAGUACUCGAAGGAAACUACAAGGAAUCGUGUGAUAUGUGGAGCUUAGGUGUCAUCAUGUACAUGCUGCUGAGCAACAAGGCACCAUUUCAUGGAAAUACUGAAGACAAACUUAUUGAAAGUAUCUUUUCAGGUAACGUAUCGUAUGAACACAAUGUGUGGGCAACGGUGUCUCUUGAAGCGAAGGCAUUGCUGCGUAAACUCUUGAACACCACACCGGAAGAUCGUUUUACGGCUGCCCAAGUACUUCAGCAUCCGUGGAUCAAGUCGUCCGAACAAGUUGUUUUACCUCAAGUCUACGACAUGAUUGUUCCUCGUAUCAAAGCUUUCUGCGACUACAGUCCGUUCCAGCGAGCUGCACUAGUAGCUAUGGCAUUUUGUAUGUCAUCUCAACGAGUUGCUUUGCAUGCAGCAGUAUACAAUGAAUUAAAUGUUGCUCACAAUGGUGAUUUAAAGCUUCAAGAGCUGCACCUGGCACCAGCACUCUUGCGUUAUCAGCUUAACUUGGACCAGAUUUUCUCUGUUCUUGAUCAACAGAAUGAGAAUGGCAUUAAUCUGCUCGAAUUUAUUGCUGCCACGAUCGGCCCUGAAGAUGCGGCAGAUGAAGAAUUGCUUUUGUCCACAUUUCAUAUUUUGGAUCGAUCUCAUUGUGGAGCCAUCACAAAAGAGAACUUGAAAACAUUACUGGGUCAGCAUUUUACCCUGACAGAGUGUCGAGAAAUGAUACGAAAAGCUGACGCUGACAAAGACGGAAAAGUCAACUUUGAAGAUUUUAUCAAAUUGAUGAAACUUUCAACCGACCUUUGCGGAACAUGUACCCAGAUUUUCGCUUCUCCAGCAUGCAUCUCUAACACUAGUGAUCACGGGAGCAGUUAUAUCUCGAACGCAAGAAGCGUUGCAAAUGACUAA